Messenger RNA from Telopea speciosissima, 3387 nucleotides. Its product is annotated as nucleolar protein 6. Lineage: Eukaryota; Viridiplantae; Streptophyta; Magnoliopsida; Proteales; Proteaceae. Gene Ontology annotation, cellular component: CURI complex; small-subunit processome; UTP-C complex. The record is from RefSeq and is a predicted model, not a curated record. Gene Ontology annotation, biological process: tRNA export from nucleus; rRNA processing. The transcript has 26 exons. The coding region runs from base 147 to 3332 and encodes 1061 amino acids.
AACGGACCCUAAAAGAUUCGUCUCUGUUCUUGGGCCUUUUCACUCCCUGUUAUCUCCCGCCACUCUCAGUUUCAGCCCUAAAGCAUCCUCAGCAUCAACUUGCUUCAGCCGCAAAGCCAAACUACGAAGAACGAAAAAAGAAAGCAAUGGAGAGUUCUACUGUUAUCAUGGACCCAAUGGACUUGAAGAUGACUGAGCUCCUUAAGGAGGUCCAGCUUGACUACUCUCCAACGGUGACUCGCUUCGUCGACGAAACAGUUUCCGCCAUUAGAGAAGCUAUCGACAAAAUCCCUGAGGACGUCAAGGUUAGUGCAGAUGCAGCUCCCGGUUUUAUCAGAGACAUUGGUGCAGAUAAAUAUGAGUUCACUUUCAAAAAGCCAACAUUUUUCGAAAUCAGUGGUAGUUAUUCUACACGUUCAAUCGCCAAGCCUAACGUGAAUGUUGAUCUCCUCAUUCGCAUGCCCAAGGAGUGUUUCCAUGAGAAAGACUACCUGAAUCACCGUUACCACGCCAAAAGAUGCCUUUACCUCUGCAUCAUUAAGAAUCAACUGAUAUCAUCCUCCCAAUUCCGCAAGGUUGAAUGGUCGACCUUCCAAAAUGAGGCACGGAAACCUGUUUUGAUUGUAUACCCAGUUCAGGAGCUCGUUGAACUUCCUGGGUUUUUUGUUAGGAUAACUCCAACAGCAACUUCCUUGUUUAAUGUUUCAAAGCUAAAUUUGUCAAGGAACAAUGUUCGUGCACUAAACGAAGUAGAAGGGCAGUAUGUUCCGCGGGCUGCACCAAAGUAUAACAACAGCAUUUUGGAAGAUAUGUUUCUAGAGGAUAAUUCGGAAUUUGUGACGAAAACUUUUCUUGGGUGGAAGGAAUUGGGAGAGGCUUUAAUUUUGCUGAAAAUUUGGGCUCGUCACAGAAGUACUAUAUACGUCCAUGAUUGUUUGAAUGGAUUCUUGAUCUCUUUCAUUAUGUCAUACCUUGCUACGGAAUCUGGAGGAAAUCGUAUUAACAGGUCAAUGAAGGCGAGGCAGAUUUUUCGUGUUACAUUGGACUUCAUAGCCAUUUCAAAGUUAUGGGAGAAGGGCCUUCUGCUUCAGCCUCAAGGUCGACCCAGUAUGUCUAAGGAGGAAAGAAGUCAAUGUCUCCAAUUAUUUCCAGUAGUAUUAUGUGAUUCGUCAGCUCAUUUUAACCUGACAUUCCGAGUGACAAGGAGUGGUUUCUUAGAGCUUCGAGAUGAGGCUGCUGUGACACUUAAUUGCAUGGAUAAAUGUAGAGACGGUGGAUUUGAAGAGGUUUUCAUGACCAAGGUCGACUUGCCUGCUAAAUAUGAUUAUUGCAUAAGGUUGAAUUUGAAAGGAAGAAGUGAGGUUUAUGCAUCUGGCUUUUGCUUGGAUGAUGAAUGUUGGAGAAUAUACGAGGGCAAGGUACAUUCUCUUCUAGAGCAAGGACUAAAUGAUAGGGCAAAAGUUAUUCGUGUUACCUGGAGAAGCACUCCUCCUGACUGGACUAUGGAAGAGGGUUUCUCAAAGUUUGAUAGUGAGCCGUUGGUUGUUGGGAUACUAGUUAGUUGUUCUGAGAAGAGUUUUAGAGUUGUUGAUGUUGGCCCACAUGCUGAGAACAAAGAGGAGGUUCUCAAGUUCCGAAGGUUUUGGGGAGAGAAGGCAGAGCUUCGGAGAUUUAAAGAUGGGACUAUUGCAGAAAGCAUAGUAUGGGAGUGCGAGCAAUGGGAAAGACAUCUCAUUAUCAAAAGAAUUACUGAAUUUGUUCUUACUCGGCAUCUUUCCCUGUCAAAUGAGAAUAUGGUACAUUUUGCAGAUCAGCUUGAUUUCAGUCUUCUGCAUGGUGUUCGAGAUCCAAUCUCAAGUUCUGGAAGUCUUCUUGCGGCAUAUGAAGCUCUGGCAAAGUGUUUGCGUGCUCUGGAUGACAUUCCUUUGAGGGUAUCCAGUGUACAGCCUUUAGACUCAGCCUUCAGGUUCACAUGUGUCUUCCCUCCUGAACCGCAUCCCCUGGCAAAUGAAAGGGUUGUUGCCAAAAAAUUACCCAAGCUCACUUCAACUUGUAUUCAACCACUGGAAGUAAUGAUUCAGUUGGAGGGUUCAGGGAACUGGCCAAUGGAUGAUGUAGCAAUUGAGAAGACUAAAUCUGCUUUCCUCCUGAAAAUUGGAGAAAGUCUCCAGAGCAAAUGGGAUAUGACUUGUAUUGCUACUGAGGAUGAGCUGGAUGUCCUAACGUCUGGAUAUGCAUUUCGUCUUAGAAUCUUGCAUGAAAGAGGCCUGAGCUUGUUGAGAAAUCAAGUUGGAAAUGAUAAAAUGAAGCAUGUCUCUUCUAUGGACAAGGAACUUUUUAUACACGGUCAGCAUUCUAGCAUGAUAAAUGGUUUACAAGGUCGUUACCCUACAUAUGGGCCAGUUGUGCGGCUUGCAAAACGAUGGGUUGCUUCACAUCUAUUUUCUGCGGUCCUAGCAGCAGAGGCAAUUGAAUUAUUGGUUGCUUACCUCUUUUUGAAGCCUUUGCCAUUUAAUGCUCCUUCUUCACGGUUAACUGGAUUUUUAAGGUUCUUGCGGUUGCUAUCAGACUAUGACUGGACCUUUUCUCCUUUGGUUGUGGACAUAAACUGUGAUAUGUCAUUGAAAGAUGAAAAAGAGAUUAGUGAAAACUUCAUGUUAAGCAGAAAAUCUUAUGAAAAAAAAGCUGAAAAUUUGGAACCAGCGAUGUUUUUGGCUACAGCAUAUGACAAGGCAUCUGAAGCUUGGACCAAAUGCUCACCCAACACAUUUGAACUUAAAAGGAUGAUGGCCUAUGCUAGAAGCAGUGCACACUUCUUGACAAACCUUGUCCUGCAUGAUCAGAUUAAUUCUCAUAGAUGGGAGUGUCUGUUCCGAACCCCUUUGAACAACUACAAUGCCAUUAUUCUUCUCCAGAGGGAUAGGCUGCCUUAUCCACAACGUCUCCUUUUCCCGUCUGAUAUGGAACAAGGUGGGAGAUGUGUGGCUCAAGGGAAUGCAAGCAAGCAUUUCCAUCCCUACAUGUUACCAGGAGACAUGCAUCAAAGUUUAGUGGAAAUGAAAAACAAGUUGAUGGUGAACUUUGAUCCGGUGAGGUGCUUUGUGGAGGACAUGAAGAGAGAAUUCUCUGAUUCAUUAAAGGUGUGGUAUGAUUCUCUUGGAGGUGAUGCUAUUGGCCUAACCUGGGAGAGACAAUGUUCAAAGAAACGGGGUCGAGAAGAAGUGGAACCCGAAGAACAAGAUCCAGUUGACAUGUUGAAAGAUGUCGGCAAGGUGGGGAAAGGGUUUGUAAGAAGAGUCUAUUAUCUCAAGGCUCCUAAGUUAAGGAGCUAAAUGGGAAAGAAAAGCUCAGAAUUUAAAAAUCCAUCUUCAAGUGUAAUUCGUUUAU